AUGCUCGACCCAAGCGUGCGCUCCAUCGGUGCCGACUGCAUCAUCGAGCUUCCGACCGAGAACGACGCCGCGCCGAGCGCGAUCCAAGAAGGGCCGACCUGGGGCAUCGACCGAAUCGACAGCCGCGUUGGCCUUGACAACCAGUACGACGAUUCGGGCAUCACGGGCUCCGGAGCGAUUGUUUACGUGCUCGACACGGGGGUCCGCAUCACGCAUAGUGAAUUUGGCGGCCGGGCCGAGCCUGGCGCGGGGUGGGUGCGGGACGGUGUCGUCACGGACGCAAACACCUGUCACUGGCACGGAACGCACUGCGCUUCGACCGUGGGCGGCAUCGAGCUUGGCGUGGCCAAACAGGUGACCAUCGUGACCGUACAGGUUCUCUCGUGCGCCGGCGCGGGCUCCACCUCUGGCGCUGACCCGCGUGGCAUCGAGUGGGUGGUCGCGGACGUGCAGCGGCGCGAGGCGGAGCUAGACGCACACGUACCUGCCAUCAUCUCCAUGUCGCUCGGCGGCGGCGGAGGCGGACGUUUCGACGAGGUCAUCAACUGGGCAUACGCGCAAGGAGUCGUGUCUGUCGUCGCCGCUGGCAACAAUAACGCCGACGCAUGCAACUAUUCGCCCGCCUCCACACCGCUCGCCAUCACAGUCGGCUCCACCACCCGGACCGACGAGCGCAGCUCCUUCUCAAACCACGGCUCGUGCGUCGACCUCUUCGCGCCAGGUUCGUCGGUUGACGGCGCCUGCACCACGAGCGACUCGUGCACGCGCGCCGCCUCUGGAACCUCGAUGGCAUGCCCGCACGUCGCGGGCGUGGCGAGUCAAGUUUGGGCGGCACACCCGUACUUCACACCCGCUGAGCUGGCGGCCGCCAUCGACUGCCUCGCCACGGCGGACGUGAUUGACGACAUGCCCGCUGACACUGCCAACCGGCUCCUCUACAAUGGG
This is a messenger RNA of Emiliania huxleyi CCMP1516, 945 nucleotides long. RefSeq lists its product as hypothetical. NCBI's taxonomy places the organism in Eukaryota, Haptophyta, Isochrysidales, Noelaerhabdaceae. The transcript has 3 exons. Gene Ontology annotation, biological process: proteolysis. The annotation marks the transcript as partial. Gene Ontology annotation, molecular function: serine-type endopeptidase activity. The record is from RefSeq and is a predicted model, not a curated record.